CACCUCCCCUCGACCAUGGGGCUCUCCCCGGUGCCGCUCGCGUCCCUCCUCCUCUUCCUGCUCCAGGCGCAGGUUCACUGGCUGCCGUGCGCGGCCUCCGGUUUGUUCCAGGAGGGCUUCACGGAGGCUGAAGUGACCGUGGAGGCGGGAGGCGCGGAGUUGGAGGCAGGCCAGGCGCACGGGAGAGACAAGUUCAUGGGAGACCGUGGACAAAAGUCAGCCCUGCUUAGCACUGAAGAUUCUACUGUGCUGAAUGAUGAAAUGGUCCAGGAGAGGAACACAUUGAAGAUCUCUUCAUCCAAACGUAUCUUACGAAGACGCAAGAGAGAAUGGGUGGUCCCACCAAUCUCUGUCUCUGAGAAUGGCAAAGGCCCCUACCCACUGAAGCUGACUCAGCUCAAAUCUAGUAAGGAUAGUGGCACCAGAAUUUUCUAUAGCAUCACUGGCCCUGGAGCAGAUAGCCCUCCUGAGGGCUUCUUCUCCAUAGAGAAGGAAACAGGUUGGCUGCUGCUGAAUAAGCCACUGGACCGGGAGAAGACUGCCAAGUAUGAGCUCCUUGGCCAUGCUGUGUCAGAGAACGGGGCCUCAGUGGAAGAUCCUAUGAAUAUCUCCAUCAUUGUGACAGAUCAGAAUGACAACAAGCCCAAGUUCACCCAGGAUGUCUUCAGAGGGAGCGUUUUGGAGGGGAUGUUACCUGGCACUUCUGUGAUGCAGGUGACAGCCACGGAUGAGGACGAUGACAUCAGCACCUACAAUGGGGUGAUAGCUUACUCCAUCCAUAGCCAGGAUCCAAAGGACCCACACGACCUCAUGUUCACUAUCCACCGGAGGACAGGCACCAUCAGCAUUGUCUCCAGCGGCCUGGACCGGGAGAGGAUCCCUGAGUACAAACUGACCGUCCAGGCUACAGACAUGGACGGAGAUGGCUCCACCACCACAGCAGUGGCCAUAGUGGAAAUCCUUGAUGCCAAUGACAAUCCUCCCAUAUUUGACCCCCAAAAGUAUGAAGCUCAUGUGCCUGAGAACGCAGUGGGCUACGAGGUGCUGAGGCUGUCAGUGACUGAUCUGGACCUACCCAACUCACCGGCGUGGCAUGCCACCUACCACAUUGUGGGGGGUGAUGAUGGGGACCAUUUCACCAUCACCACCCACCCUGAGAGCAACCAGGGCAUCUUGACAACCAAGAAGGGCUUAGAUUUUGAGGCCAAAAGCCGGUACACCCUGUCCAUCAAAGUCACCAAUGAAGUUCCGUUUGUGGUGAAACUCCCAACCUCCACAGCCAUGGCUGUGGUCAUUGUGGAUGAUGUGAAUGAGCCUCCUGUGUUCGUCCCGCCCUCCAAAGUCAUCGAGGUCCAGGAGCACAUCGAUGUUGGGGAGCCUGUCUGUACCUACUCUGCUCAGGACCCUGACAGGGGCAAUCAGAAGAUCAGCUACCACAUCCUGAAAGACCCAGCUGAGUGGCUGAUGAUGGACCCAGACAGUGGGCAGGUCAUAGUUGCAGGGGUUUUGGACAGGGAGGAUGAGCAGUUUGUGAGGAACAACGUCUAUGAAGUUAUGGUGUUGGCCACAGACGAUGGGAACCCUCCAACCACCGGCACGGGGACCCUCCUCUUAACACUUACCGACAUCAACGACCAUGCCCCAGUCCCUGAGCCCCAGCAUAUCACCAUCUGCAACCAAAACCCAGUGUCUCAAGUGCUGAACAUCACAGACAAGGACCUGCCACCACACACCUCUCCCUUCCAGGCCCAGCUCAUACUUGACUCGGAUGUCUACUGGACAGCAGAGGUCAACGAGAAAGGAGAUGCAGUAGCCUUAUCCCUGAAGAAGUUUUUGAAGCAAGACACAUAUGAAGUAUACCUCUCUGUGUCUGACCACGGUAACAAGGAGCAGAUGACGGUGAUCAAGGCCACUGUGUGUGACUGCCAUGGCCACGUGGAGACCUGCCCUGAGCGCUGGAAGGGUGGCUUCCUGUUCCCCAUCGUGGGGGCUGUCCUGGCUCUGAUGCUCCUCCUCCUGGUGCUUCUCUUGUUGGUGAGAAAGAAGCGAAAGGUCAAGGAGCCCCUUCUGCUCCCAGAAGAUGACACCCGUGACAAUGUCUUCUACUAUGGCGAAGAGGGAGGCGGUGAGGAGGACCAGGACUAUGACAUUACCCAACUCCACCGUGGUCUGGAGUCCCGGCCUGAAGUAAUUCUCCGUAAUGAUGUGGCACCAACCUUCAUCUCCACACCCAUGUACCGUCCUCGCCCGGCCAACCCAGAUGAGAUUGGCAACUUCAUCAGUGAGAACCUGAAGGCAGCUAACACUGACCCCACGGCCCCACCCUACGACUCGCUGUUGGUGUUUGACUAUGAGGGUAAUGGCUCCGAUGCUGCCUCCCUAAGCUCGCUCACCUCCUCGGCCUCUGACCAGGACCAAGACUACGACUACCUGAAUGAGUGGGGCAGCCGCUUCAAGAAGCUAGCUGACAUGUAUGGUGGGGGCCAGGAUGACUAGGCCACAGUUAAGUCUUUAAGGGGUCCCCACCUCAGCCAUGGAUUCUGGACCUUGUCAAGAAAUGGCCUUCUUGCCUGGGAGAAGAGAAAUUUGGAGCCUGACAGUGGGGCCUGGUUUCUAGGCCUUUAGAAUGGAGGGGCACAAGCACAUGGAGUUCAACCUGAAAACUUCUCAGCAAGGGCAGGGCUGCACUGGAGCCGAAUUUCUGAGGCUGUCACUGGUCAUAAAAUGAAGUUCAUCAGCCCUGUGUCCUGAGCGUGGACCACUUCUGGCCUCUACCCCAAGAUGACCUCCACUUUCUAGAAUGGGCCAAGGCCUUAUGACUACCUGAUUUUUUUUUACCCCCCCCAAAAAACAAACAAACAAAAAAACAAGGCAUGUCCUUAGCCCUGAGGCCCUUAUUCAAAUGAACUACUGCGUUUUUUAUAUUGAGCGCAUCUAGGCUGACCUUUAUUUUUUAUUUUCCCUGUCAGGUUGUAGAUGAAGGGUGAUGACAAUUGUAUAAAUGUACUAGAAGUUUUUUAUUAAAGGCACUUUUCCCAGA
Erinaceus europaeus (western European hedgehog) is the source of this 3040-nucleotide messenger RNA. It is a transcript of the gene CDH3, whose product is annotated as cadherin 3. The coding region runs from base 16 to 2496 and encodes 826 amino acids. Lineage: Eukaryota; Metazoa; Chordata; Mammalia; Eulipotyphla; Erinaceidae. The transcript is spliced from 16 exons. Gene Ontology annotation, cellular component: catenin complex; cytoplasm; plasma membrane. The record is from RefSeq and is a predicted model, not a curated record. Gene Ontology annotation, molecular function: cadherin binding; calcium ion binding. Gene Ontology annotation, biological process: cell morphogenesis; adherens junction organization; cell-cell junction assembly.